CCAUUUUGGCUCAAGCCAGCCCCGCGCGGUUUCUUGGGUCUGCCUCUGGCGAUAGCCAAACGGCGGGCCCUUCGCUCGGGCGCAGCCAUGGCGACGGGAGGGUGUGGAGUUGCACGCCCAUUUCGCCGCAGCCCCGAGGACCGCAAGGCAGGGAAGCUGUGGGCUAGGCAGUCUGCCGAUCGUGCGAUCAUCAAGCUCUCCGACGAGCUCAGGCGGGUGCAGGCGGACUUCGAGGCGAUCAUUUGCGGCCUCACCACCAUCUUCGGGUGCGCGGAGCUGGCCGAUCGCAUCGUCGCGCUGGCGCCGGCCUUGGGGGAGAAGCUAGCAGGGCGCGUGCCGUCUGCGGCGCUAGCUGUGAGAAGGAACGUUGCCCUGCAUUCCGACGCUCGCGGUGUACGAGUGUCGACUGCGCCGAUCGAGCAGUUGCGGCGCCUGCAGAAAUAUGGGGCCAGGCUGGAGGCCCGUGCGGAGGCAGAGAGCUUCACGUUCAACGCGGACGCUGCGGAGUUCUUCCGUUGUGGCCCGCUCGGCACGUGUUUGGAAUGUUUGCCGCUGCCUGGUGUGCUUGGCUAUUCGGAGUCGGGGUUGUUCGAGGCCGUCGAGGGCACCUCCGUGGCUUGCGCUGGUGACGGCGGCGGUGAGCAUGAUGUCGGCCCUGCUGGUGACGUGCCGUCUAAGGUGAUCACCCCCGAGUUUUUCGCAGCUGGUCGCAAGUCGUCUUCUACUUCGGCGCCAUCGCUGGGCCUCUGUCCUGUCGAAGGGCUGCGCCAGGGAGGUGGGGUUCCUGUUCGUGCUGUUCUUCCUGGGGAGCCGCUUCGUGCUGAUUGUCUUCCGGAUCUGCUGGCCGGCCCAGGACCUGCGGCGGAGGGGGGCUGUUGCAGCACCUUGGACGAGCUCCUGGAGGCAGAGGUGUUGAAGUAUGAGGCGCUGGAGGCCGCACGUGCUUCGCCUGGGGCCCUGGGGGCCGGCUCGGCCGAGUUCGACUUCCAGGAGGUGGGUGCUGCCGACGCUGAAGCUGAAGUGGAUACGGCCUGCUCGGUGUCGGAGGCGGCGCCACAGGCCAGCACUGCGGUUCUGGCGUACCUGCACGCUCACCCUGCGGCGCUCCUCUCGGGUGGCGGCGGGGCCCUCGAGGCUCCUGUGGCUGGCGGCACUGGUCCUGGCGCUGGUUUCGAGGGCAGCCGCGCCCGCAGGAAGCGAGGUGCAAGCAUGGGGCGGCGCGCCCGUCGCGUCCGCUUCGACCUUCGCCCCGUCGUCAUCGGCACGGCCUUCGAGGAAGAUGCCGAGGCCCAGGACGGUUAG
Molecule: messenger RNA, 1302 nt
Organism: Prorocentrum cordatum
Lineage: Eukaryota; Dinophyceae; Prorocentrales; Prorocentraceae
Source: the annotation of a GenBank genome assembly